Molecule: messenger RNA, 2639 nt
Organism: Acanthochromis polyacanthus (spiny chromis)
Lineage: Eukaryota; Metazoa; Chordata; Actinopteri; Pomacentridae
Gene: cfdp1
Product: craniofacial development protein 1
Exons: 7
Coding region: 232-1143 (303 amino acids)
Source: RefSeq, a predicted model, not a curated record
CAGGAAGUCAUGUAUUCUUCAUUUCCGCGUCGCAGAACCGAAUGUAUUUUGCCUCCACUCCAGACGUGAAAACAACAUUUUGAAUGUGUGCUGUUAUCAAGGAAGCAUUUGUGGCCAGUCAGGGUUACGUUUGUAAAGUCCAGACGGCAGUAAAGAAGUUCAUAGGAAUAAAUUAUUAUCUGGAGCUCUUUUUCCUUCCCGCGACUUCUUUGGAAAGCGGCUUGUAGAACGAUGAAUUACUCCGACUACGACUCUGAUGGAUAUUCGUCGAAUGAAGAUGCAGACUACGUACCAUCAGAUGAGAAUCUCAGUGAGGAUGACAUUAAUGAGUGUGAAAAAGAAGACCCUCUUCCUGAGGAUGGCAGCAAUGCGCCACAUCCCCAUAAUGUCAACAAGAAGCAAAAGAAGAGCAGCGACAUCAGAAUAAGAAAGAGGAAGAAAAGAGUACUGAAAGUAGACGUGAAAGAGGAGGAUGGAGCUGAAGAGGCAGAGCCGCCACAGGAAGAGGUGGGAAAUCCCACUGAUGAAGAGCAUGAUGAUGAAGCAAGACAGAAGAAAAAAUCAGAUGACCUGUGGGCGAGUUUUCUAUCUGACGUUGGGUCCAGACCCAAACACUCUACAACUUCCUCAAAGUCAAGUACCAGACAGGAGGUCGAAUCUUCUGUGUUGAAGGCUGCUCCUUUGAGUACUGAAACAAAAGCAUCAGAAUCUGCUAAAGUCACCAUCACUAAAGUUUUUGACUUUGCUGGAGAAGAAGUCAGGGUGAAUAAAGAGGUAUCAGCAGACUCCAGAGAAGCAAAGAGUUAUCUGAAGGCCCAGAAUGCUAAAACGGAGGAGAAUGGAGACAACGAAAAGACCUCAUCAGCAAGCCAAGCCACUCUUCCUGGUCCCAGUGCUAAGCGUCCAGCAGGCAUGUCAAGCAUCCUGGGUCGCAUUGGAGGAAAGAAACAGAAAAUGAGCACGCUGGAAAAGUCAAAAAUGGACUGGGAUGCUUUUAAAUCAGAAGAGGGCAUCACAGAGGAGCUGGCCAUUCACAACAGAGGCAGAGAGGGGUAUGUGGAGCGGAAGAACUUCUUAGAGCGCGUCGACCACCGGCAGUUUGAGUUAGAAAAAGCAGUGCGACUGAGCAACAUGAAACAAUGACACUGACUGAGAACAAACGCACAGAAUUGAACCAGUUUUUUUCUCUUCUCAAAUGACACAGUUACUACUCCUUAAGUAAAGUGAGCUCAAACUGGUGCUGUGCUUUAAGCUAUUUCUGGAUGGGUAUAUUAAUAGAUAGAGUUUGUGUAAUUAGGGGUGCUGAGUGUUCAUCCUUGUGAGAACCAACUACGUUUCAGAUCUCCAUGCUGAGGACAUUUCUGGAAUGUGAGCUCACUGCUUUCUCAAGGGGGUGAUUUUGGGCCAGGACUUAAAUUAUGGGUUAAAAAGAAAUUCUGGUUUAUUACAACUUGUCUUAUUUUUGUAAUUUUGAACAUAAUGUCUGUCUGUAAUUAUGCCUCUCUCACCACAUUCAUAAUUGAGAUUUGGGAGCAUGGUGGCAUCCCUAAAAUCAAAGCUGACAGGUUAAGAGACUUAGACAGUCAGACAGUCUAUUACCACAAUAAAAACUCAAAAUAAGGCUCAGGUUUUAAGUUAGGGUAAAGGCUGACAUUUGAUAGUACAGUGGGCAGUGUGACUGCAAUGGAAAUACUUGUUGAUACCGCUCACAUUUUCCUUUGAAAGUUAACUUUUUGUCUCCCCCUGGCAGUAACAGCUGUACCUGGAUACCUUACUUGCAUGAGAAAAAACACUGAAUGAUGUUGGUAUAGAAGCAAAUGGAAUAUGUCAGCUCACAACUACAUUUUGUAGUUAAAGGGUCACCUCAAAUCCCGCCUCUUCUUACAAUCUUAACCUGUGUCCAAAAGCUAAAAAUCAUCUUUGUCUACAAAGGGGAAAAAGUAGAGCCUUGCAAUAGUUGCACUGCAUCCAGUCACAAUGAGGGCAGAAUCAAGAUAAGAACACUUGUUCUUCUCAUGCUGUUACACAAGGACAGAUCAUAUGUUAAUAUGACAGCAUCUUUAAUUAGCUGAUAGAAAUGACUCUCGGUUGGAGGCGUCUCAUAAACACAGGAAAUAAUGUGUAUGAAAUGUAGGGUUCGUACUUCCUUGGGUUGAUAGAGUUUGGUUACAUUUUGUUUCAGGAUUCAGUCAUCACUGAUUAUGUCUUUGAAUUGGGAAAAAUAUGACUAAUGUACAAUAUUUUGAACAUUUUCAUACUUUUGAAGCCAUUGUGAGAAACUGAAACACCCUCCUGACAGCUGAAAUUCAAACGUGUAUUCAUACAUUCAGAUGAGAAGCUUUUUGUAGACACUGUACAGAUGUUGAUCAACACCACCACAGAAAUGUAAUCAAUCCAAGUGCGUUUUCUACUUCAUAUGUGAGGAGGACUACUUUGCCAUGAGCAGAUCUGAUGGAUGACUUUGAUUUGUUCCUUGGGUGUUUUUUGUCCUGCAUAUGAACGGAAUGAGGAAGAGUGGGGAUUGGGGGAAUUCAUACCAACCAUGGCAGCGAUUAGGGGAGUUUUGAAUUAUUGUUUGUGGUUGUAGAGUCUCAGUACUGUUCUAUGUUGAAAUAACCAUUACACAUAACACAAACAAA